AUGCGGGCGGGAGCAGCGGCGGCGGCCGCGGGGGGCCUGGGGGCGGCGGCAGCCGCUGCGGCGAAGCUGGCGCUGGGCCCGGGCGGGGAGGCGGCCGGCGGCACGCUCUCAGUGUUGCUUCGCCUCAGCUGCAUUGGCCUGGUGUUUGUGUGCAAUGCAGUGAUGUGGACAGUCUUCACAAAAGCCUUGCGACUCUCCUCCUCCUCAGCUGCUGCCUCUGUGACGACAACAGCCUCCAAUUUCAUCUUUUCGGCUAUCCUGGGAAGAUUGCUCUUCGGGGAGACGUGGACACCUCUGUGGUGGGUCGGCCUCGCCAUAACAGUCUGCGGGCUCAUGCUGCUGCACACGGCUGCACCCCAGCUGGUGCCAGUCCCAGCGGAGAAGAAGGAAUGAUAGCUGCUGCAGGGGUCACAGUGCCAUGCUGCCCCUCUCCAGCCCCUCUCAUGACAGCACACCCAGUCCCCACCAGCCUCUGGACAAGUCAGCCACCAAGGUGCUAGCCCCUGCUCACUGCUCAUCUGCUGACUUGCAAAAUCACGUUGGUCGCAUCUUUCCUGGUGGUGGUAUGGUGGCAGUGACAGCUCGGAGGGAGCUGGUCAACUCUGAGUCAGUAUUGUGAAAAUCAGGGCCAGAGGCUUAUCAGCCACUCCUCUUCUUCACACCCUGUGGCUGUGGAGCUUUCCCAGUUAGGGGAAUGCUGAAAGUAAACAUGGUGGCUGUGGAAAGUGCUUGUGCAUCAGUAUUUUUUCAUGAAAGGACCUAUUCCAAAAUAGAAGAGCGAUCCAAAUUAGAUGCUGAAGGCAGCUGUUAUUUCUGCUCUGCUGUUCCUGACUUUCUGUCUCUUGAAAUGGUUCUAUGCCCACUGCUACCUGUAAGGCUGUGGAGGCUUUCAUUAAUUCUUUCAGCUUCCUCCAUCAGUCACAUAUACCCUUGAACUUGCCAUUUGUAUCUGACUUCUAGAAUUUUCACUCACCCAUUCCUGACAUGUUAGUCACUGUAAGGUUGCUGCUCUUUCCUUUAAACCCUUACCCAGAAUAGGGUUUUGAUCACCAUUCCUGCUUUGUGUAGGUUAAAUUAAUUUUGGGACAGUUCAACAGGCAACCUGCUUUCACUUGGAGUCUCCGUGUUUAAUAUAUCCCUCACCCCCACUUAAGUUGACAAUUGCUUUAAUGUUUGGUAAAAGGG
Messenger RNA from Melozone crissalis (California towhee), 1185 nucleotides. RefSeq names its product transmembrane protein 42 (gene TMEM42). Gene Ontology annotation, cellular component: membrane. Bases 1 to 393 code for a protein of 130 amino acids. The record is from RefSeq and is a predicted model, not a curated record. NCBI's taxonomy places the organism in Eukaryota, Metazoa, Chordata, Aves, Passeriformes, Passerellidae. The transcript has 3 exons.